AUUUGAUCCACAUGAACCCAAUCUUUUCCAACCCCCAUCUAUAUAGUUGUUUAAAUUACAGUGUUGCCAAAUUAUUAGUCCUACAAUAACAAAAUCCUAUUUUAUGUAGUUUUACAGACGUUGCUCGAUAACGUUCCUUAAACCUAAUUAAUAUUCAUAAGCUGCCACUUCUUCAUUCGCAAAUAGAAUGGCGCCUAGUUGGCACCGUCUGCUUUUCAGCAAAUCAGAACGUCAAACUGGGUGAACGUCACACAACUUCAUCAAUAUUCAUAAGUUCCUAUCUGUUAGGACAGCAAAUGGGCGGCAGCGCAAAGGCGGGGCACGGGUGGACCGAUCUCAUCCCUCCUUUCCCGUCUUUUGUAGUCAAGGAAGAAGAAAGAUGGCGCCUACACAUGUACUGAGAUGCUGCCAGAGGGGUCUGGCGUGGAUACCGGUGAUAUUUAUUGCCUUAGUUGUGUGCUGGUCAUAUUACGCUUACGUGGUGGAGCUAUGUCUACUUACUAUUGUCGACACUGGGGAAAAAAUCAUCUACCUUGUUGUCUUUCACUUGUCGUUCAUCAUGUUUGUGUGGUCUUACUGGAAAACCAUCUUUACAAGACCAGCCAACCCUUCCAAAGAGUUCUGUCUACCCAAAGCUGAGAAGGAGCAGUAUGAGAAGGAGCAACGUCCAGAGACCCAGCAGGACAUCCUGAGGAGAGUAGCCAGCGGUCUGCCCCUUUACACCCGCACGGGAGCUGGAGCAAUCCGUUAUUGUGACCGCUGCCAAGUGAUUAAACCAGACAGAUGUCAUCAUUGUUCUGCUUGUGACAUGUGUGUACUGAAGAUGGAUCAUCAUUGUCCGUGGGUGAAUAACUGUGUGGGUUUCUCCAACUACAAGUUUUUCAUCCUGUUCCUGACCUACUCACUUAUUUACUGCUUAUUCAUAGCAGCCUCCGUCCUUCAGUACUUCAUAAAGUUCUGGACACUUUGCCGGAGGAAAUCGGCAGAAAAUUGUCCAAAGAGUGACCCGACAGAGUCGCCGAACGCCAAAUUCCAUGUCUUGUUUCUCUUUUUUGUGGCGGCCAUGUUCUGCAUCAGCAUACUUUCGCUCUUCACUUACCACUUGUGGCUUGUGGGAAAAAACAGGUCCACCAUAGAAGCGUUCAGAGCUCCUGUCUUCAGAAAUGGCCCUGAUAAAAAUGGAUUUUCCCUGGGAUUCAGUAAGAACAUUGCUCAGGUGUUUGGAGACCAGAAAAAGUACUGGCUGCUUCCUAUCUUCACCAGUCAGGGAGACGGCUUUUCUUUCCCCACACGGCUGGUGACUAUUGAUCCAGAGCAGCAACACACUGAAUGUCUUCAGCCUGAGGUGUUGGAUAAAGGUGCUGUUGAUGGAUGUGUAGAGCAAGCCAGCCUUACGAGCGAAUCACAAAACCGCCUGCUUGCCAAUGAUUACCACAGUGAAGAAGAUCACAAGGAGAUUGAUGUGUUAAAAUCUGGUGAAAGUGAGGCUGUUACUAUCUCCAUUGAGAGCGAGUCAUAGCCACAUGAGACUGCUUCAACUUCAGCAUCGAUCGAUUGAUUCUCCCUAGGAACGAAGCCGGCGAUGGGUGCGUCCCCUGUGCUCUCGUGCCUUUGACUCCCAGUACUGGGGACUGUUGAUGAGAAUCGCAGCCAUCAAAGCUGAUGCCUUAAACUUUUUUGCUGUGAAACCCUUUGCUUAUGGAGGGGCCCACAUUACAACCGUCCUUUACAUCAAGUCCCCGAACGUCAGUAGCAGCGUCACUCGAGAUUUGCACGACUCUCUUUGCAAACUGGUUUGUUGCUUGCACAGACCCUCACGACAUGCAUAUUCCUCAACCUUGCAUGUGAAUUGAAAAAGUGUUUACCUAAAAAUACAGCAGUGCUGCUCCACAGCCCUCAGUCAACCCAACGCAGCUGCCAAAAUUUGGUACCAACUGCUGUUUACAUGAGGGACAGACACAAUCAUGACUUCUUCUGGAUCUAUGUUACUGAGUAUGAAAUGGUGUGGGUGCUGAUGGCGUCAGGUUCAAGACUGGAGAGCACAAGAUGGCUGUCUACAGUGUUGGAAUGUAUUCCUUUAAAACUCCAUUUAAUCUUUUUUUUAAGGAUGUAAACACAGCCGUUCGCAAAGUGCAAAGGAGUGUGAUCAGGCACAGGAUGCCUGCAAAAGACUGAAACUAUCUUUGAUGUUUUCUAAAGCUGUAUGGUAACGUUUUAUUGUUUUCUGAUGUGAAAUCUUGGCCAGUUUUCAUAUGCCAAAUAAAGGGCUUAAUACCAGAGCUCGGAGAUUCACAGGAGUGUUUACAAAAUGUUAGUAAUACCUCUCUGCUUUGGCAGUGUAGCUUCAGUGUCAUCUUGGAAACCAAAUGAAACUGUGGUGUGACCUCGACUCAACUUUAGGUUUACAGAACUGGCCAGCAGGUGGCACUAUUGACACUAUUCAUAUUAAUUCAUUUUUUUGGUGGUCUUGUGUAUUGCAUCACCAUACACUCAAUCCGCAACGGAUGUUUUUUUCCAUUCUUUUUUCUUCUAUAUGUGAAUGUUGUUGAUGGCUCUUCUUGGAUUCUUUAGAUGCAGAAUAUACGUUCUUAAAUGCCUUUUUGGCAAAGCGAUAAAAGUGAUAUGUUCGUUUAUAUUUGUCGUAAUUUAUCCUCGGUGAACUUUAGUCCAGUGUGGAAUAAUUGUGCCCGUCUGAUGUGACUCGUAGUGUGAUCUUAAGUGGAAACCGAUGUGUGGAAAGCUGAUGUGUUUAUGUGCUACAAAGUGAAAUGCAGUGAUUGCUGCCUUAUGUGCUUUGUGUUCUGAAGUAUCUCCAGAACCGCCUUGACAAAUCAAGUCAAACCACCAAGCAAACAACACCGUGUUGAUGUUGUAGAGCAUUUGAAGGUUGAUGUUGUCAUUAAUUCCAAGCAAUUCCAUAGUGGCAUUUCUGGAAAACGUUGGUGACCUAUAGUAUGAUUUUUAAGUAUUGUCAGAUUUAAAAUCGGUGCUUUUGUUCUUAAAGAUAUUUGUGACUGUUUAUGUUCUGAGAAAAUCUAACAUGAAUCCACUUCAUCUCUGCUCGAACAUUGUUUUCUUUCUGCUGCUAAAGAUUGCAUCAUGUACAAGAUAUUUCUGUACGAAAUGGUUUAGCAGGUUUUAUUGAAUGCACAUAGCGGUGUAGAUGGGUUUAGAGAUAUAUGUUUAGUUUAUUGUUCUUUGGGGAAAGUGUAUUUUAAAUUAUUGCAAGGGAUGCACAGAUAUAGACGGUUUCAGCAGUAACAACAUAAACAAGCGGCUGUCGCGGUCCGCACGUAACUUCCGGUAAACGCCGCCAAGAAUAAACAACAACAAAGUUCUUUAAACGUAGUUUAUUUAUAUAACAAGCAUAAAAAACAACACAUAGAUUACAUAGGAAACCAAAACAUUUGUUAUUUUCGACGAGGCAUUUGUUCAAGAGAUCAGUUUAGCAACUUGUCCUUAUAAAACCUAAACCGGAAGUAAAGUUCGGAUCCAGACGUGUAUCACGUGCGUCCGAUGAAACGUCUAUAUCUGUAUUGGCAGAUAAAAGCACAAUUAGAAAGUGAUUGUUUAAAAACAUACAAUCAGGCCAAAUUAUAUCCUGGAAAAAAUGAUUAUUUUAAAUUGGAUGCUUGCACUUUUAGGAUUUCAAGACAAAAUAAUUUAAAACAAGGCAUGAAGAGCAAAACUGAAGGUAUCAAUCAGUAUCAGAAAACGUCAUUCUAUUAAAUAUUGGUAUAUUUGGCACAGAAAUUUUGUAUCUGUGCAUCCCUAUGAAUAACAGAGCCUUGACAUCAUAUAUAAAAAGCUGCUUUGUUGAUGCCUUGACUCUGCCUGAAAGCAUGGCCCUGAAACCAUUCUUACGUUAUUUACCGCAAUUCAUUACCUCUUUCAUUACCUUUUAUACUGAAUAAUAGAGGAGUAAACAUAAAGCCAUAAUGAAAUAUAUAAAACUAUUGUUGUUUUUUUAUUAUUUAUGCAUUUCUGUUACAAAAUACCUGAACUGCAUGUCAAGUACAAUUAUAUGUUUGAUCUACUUGAUGUGCUCGGAGGAUUUGUUUAUUUUGUUAAAUUCAUGUUACAGAUAAUGUAAAACAGAAUGACAUUUUUUAUUUAACUUGACUAUUUUGUUAAUGAAGUACAUGCUUAUAUGUAAGAAGAAACAAUAAAUGUUCUUUUAUAUCAAA
This is a messenger RNA of Misgurnus anguillicaudatus (oriental weatherfish), 4187 nucleotides long. It is a transcript of the gene zdhhc20b, whose product is annotated as zDHHC palmitoyltransferase 20b. Lineage: Eukaryota; Metazoa; Chordata; Actinopteri; Cypriniformes; Cobitidae. The record is from RefSeq and is a predicted model, not a curated record. Gene Ontology annotation, molecular function: palmitoyltransferase activity.